CGUGGCCCCACGAUGCCCCACAGCCCCGCGUCCAGCGAGGACGAGGAACGCCACAGUGCCAGCGAGUGUCCCGAGGGAGGCUCAGAGUCCGACAGCUCCCCAGACGGGCCCGGGAGAGGCCUCCGGGGGACCCGGGGCCGGGGCAGCGGGGCACCUGGUAAUCUGGCCUCAGUGCGAGGCCUCCAGGGCCGCUCCAUGUCCGUCCCCGACGACGCUCACUUCAGCAUGAUGGUCUUCAGGAUAGGCAUCCCGGAUUUGCACCAGACGAAAUGCCUGCGCUUCAACCCGGAUGCUACCAUCUGGACUGCCAAGCAGCAGGUGCUCUGUGCCUUGAGCGAGAGCCUGCAGGAUGUUCUGAACUAUGGCCUGUUCCAGCCGGCCACCUCUGGCCGGGAUGCCAACUUCCUGGAGGAGGAAAGAUUGCUUCGGGAAUACCCCCAGUCCUUUGAGAAGGGGGUCCCCUACCUGGAGUUUCGAUACAAGACUCGAGUUUACAAACAGACCAACCUGGAUGAGAAGCAGCUGGCCAAGUUGCACACGAAGACGGGGUUGAAGAAGUUUCUGGAGUAUGUGCAGCUCGGGACAUCUGACAAGGUGGCGAGGCUGCUGGACAAGGGGCUGGACCCCAAUUAUCAUGACUCGGAUUCGGGAGAGACCCCCUUAACUCUGGCUGCGCAGACUGAAGGCUCCGUGGAAGUGAUUCGAACCCUGUGCCUGGGUGGGGCCCACAUCGACUUCCGGGCGCGAGACGGCAUGACAGCCUUGCACAAAGCCGCUUGUGCGCGCCAUUGCCUUGCUCUCACGGCACUCCUGGAUCUUGGGGGCUCCCCCAACUACAAGGACCGCCGGGGGUUGACCCCUCUGUUCCACACGGCUAUGGUGGGGGGUGACCCCCGCUGCUGUGAGCUGCUUCUAUACAACAGAGCCCAGCUGGGCAUCGCUGAUGAGAAUGGCUGGCAGGAGAUUCAUCAGGCCUGCCAGCGGGGUCACUCGCAGCACCUGGAACACCUGCUCUUCUAUGGAGCUGAGCCUGGAGCCCAGAACGCCUCAGGGAAUACAGCCCUGCACAUCUGCGCCCUCUACAACAAGGAGACCUGCGCCCGAAUUCUCCUGUACCGCGGGGCCAAUAAAGAUGUGAAGAAUAAUAACAGACAGACGCCCUUCCAGGUAGCUGUGAUUGCUGGGAAUUUUGAGCUGGGGGAGCUGAUCCGAAGCCACCGAGAGCAAGAUGUGGUCCCCUUCCAGGAGUCCCCCAAGUAUGCAGCCCGGCGUCGGGGGCCCCCGAGUGCAGGGCUGACCGUCCCCCCAGCACUGCUUCGAGCCAACAGUGAUACCAACAUGGCCCUGCCUGAUUGGAUGGUAUUCUCAGCACCGGGGACCUCAUCCUCUGGGACCCCCGGCCCAACCUCAGGGCCCCAGGGCCAGUCGCAGCCCCCAGCCCCCAGCACCAAGCUCAGCAGCGGGACCCUACGAAGUGCCAGCAGUCCCCGGGGAGCCCGGGCCCGCUCCCCCUCCCGUGGGAGGCACCCUGAGGAGAACAAGAGGCAGCCUCGAGGACGGCCCAGCUCCAGCGGGACUCCCCGGGAAGGGCCAGCCGGGGGCACAGGGGGCUCCUCGGGGGGUCCCGGGGGCUCCCUGGGCAGUCGUGGAAAGCGGAGGAAACUCUACUCGGCUGUACCCGGACGCUCUUUCAUGGCGGUGAAGUCCUACCAGGCGCAAGGCGAGGGAGAGAUCUCACUGAGCAAGGGCGAGAAGAUCAAAGUGCUCAGCAUCGGGGAAGGAGGCUUCUGGGAAGGCCAGGUCAAAGGUCGUGUUGGCUGGUUUCCCUCCGACUGCCUGGAAGAGGUGGCAAACCGCUCCCAGGAGGGAAAGCAAGAAAGCCGUAGUGACAAGGCAAAGAGACUCUUCCGGCAUUACACCGUAGGCUCCUACGACAGCUUCGAUGCCCCAAGCUUGAUGGAUGAUGGGAUUGGCCCAGGGAGCGAUUACAUCAUCAAGGAGAAGACAGUCCUGUUGCAGAAAAAGGACAGCGAGGGGUUUGGGUUCGUGCUCCGGGGGGCCAAGGCGCAGACCCCCAUCGAAGAGUUCACCCCCACCCCGGCCUUCCCGGCGCUGCAGUAUCUGGAAUCGGUGGACGAGGGCGGUGUAGCCUGGAGAGCAGGAUUACGAAUGGGAGACUUCCUCAUCGAGGUGAACGGACAGAACGUGGUGAAGGUUGGCCACCGGCAGGUGGUGAACAUGAUCCGCCAGGGGGGCAACACUCUGAUGGUCAAGGUGGUGAUGGUCACUAGGCACCCGGACAUGGAUGAGGCCGUCCACAAGAAAGCACCCCAACAGGCAAAGCGGCUCCCACCCCCGGCCAUCUCCCUGCGUUCCAAAUCCAUGACCUCAGAGCUGGAGGAGAUGGAAUACGAGCACCAACCUGCGCCGAUGCCCAGCAUGGAGAAAAAACGGACCGUGUAUCAGAUGGCUCUCAACAAAUUGGACGAGAUCUUGGCAGCUGCACAGCAAACCAUCAGUGCCAGCGAGAGUCCUGGGCCCGGGGGCCUGGCGUCCCUGGGCAAACACAGGCCCAAGGGUUUCUUUGCCACUGAGUCGAGCUUUGAUCCCCAUCACCGCUCCCAGCCAAGUUACGAGCGUCCUUCCUACCUGCCCCCAGGACCCGGGCUGAUGCUCCGUCAAAAAUCUAUCGGGGCUGCAGAAGAUGAAAGACCCUACCUAGCGCCCCCAACCAUGAAGUUCAGCCGCAGUCUGUCUGUACCUGGGUCGGAGGAUAUUCCUCCGCCGCCCACCACGUCCCCUCCGGAGCCCCCUUACAGUACACCUCCAGCCCCUUCCUCCUCUGGACGCCUCACCCCCUCUCUCAGGGGAGGCCCCUUCAACCCCGGCUCAGGGCACCCCGCCUCCUCCCCCUCGUCCUUCGAUGGGCCCUCCCCUCCUGACACCCGCGUUGGGGGCCGUGAGAAGAGCCUGUACCAUGGCGGCCCCCUGCCCCCUGCCCAUCACCACCCACCUCACCACCACCACCACCAUGCCCCACCCCCACAGUCCCACCAUCACCACGCGCACCCCCCGCAUCCCCCGGAGAUGGAGACGGGCGGCUCCCCGGAUGACCCCCCACCCCGAUUGGCCCUGGGGCCCCAACCCAGCCUGCGCGGCUGGCGGGGCGGGGGACCCAGCCCAACCCCCGGAGCACCGUCCUCAUCCCACCAUGGCGGUGGGGGCGGCGGCGGGGGCAGCGGUUCCUCUCAGGGCCCUGCCCUGCGCUACUUCCAGCUGCCCCCGCGAGCGGCCAGCGCGGCCAUGUACGUGCCUGCGCGCUCGGGCCGGGGCCGGAAGGGCCCCCUGGUCAAGCAGACCAAGGUGGAGGGCGAGCCCCAGAAGGGCUCCAGCGGUCUCCCGUCGACCCAGUCGCCCACGUCGCCGGCCUCCCCACAGCCGCCACCGACCGCGGCCACCUCCUCCGAGAAGAACUCCAUUCCUAUCCCCACCAUCAUCAUCAAGGCUCCGUCCACCAGUAGCAGCGGCCGCAGUAGUCAGGGGAGCAGCACUGAGGCGGAGCCCCCCAACCAGGCCGAGGGCGCAGGGGGUGGCGGGUCCUCGGCGCCCAGCCCUGCGCCCACCAUGUCACCCGUGCCGCCGUCCCCCUCGCCUGUGCCCACCCCCGCCUCCCCCAGCGGCCCGGCCACCCUGGAUUUCACCAGUCAGUUCGGCGCCGCCCUAGUGGGCGCGGCUCGGAGGGAAGGGGGCUGGCAGAACGAAGCGCGCCGGAGGUCCACCCUCUUCCUCUCUACCGACGCGGGGGACGAGGAUGGCGACAGCGGGCUGGGGGCCGGGAUGCCCCCGGGGCCCCGGCUGCGCCACUCCAAGUCCAUCGACGAAGGCAUGUUCUCUGCCGAGCCCUACCUGCGGCUUGAGGCGGGGGGCUCCGGGGGUGGUGGCGGCUACGGGGGCUACGGAGCGGGCAGCCGCGCCUACGGGGGCAGCGGGGGCAGCAGCGCCUUCACCAGCUUCCUGCCCCCCCGGCCACUGGUCCACCCGCUGACCGGCAAAGCCCUGGACCCCGCGUCCCCUCUCGGGCUGGCCCUGGCCGCCCGGGAGCGAGCGCUGAAGGAGUCCUCAGAGGGCGGCGGAGCCCCCCAACCCCCUCCCAGGCCUCCAUCGCCCCGUUACGACGCCCCGCCGCCCACCCCGCACCACCACUCACCCCACGCCCACCACGAGCCAGUGCUACGUCUCUGGGGGGCGGCCCCCCCGGACCCCGCCCGCCGGGAGCUGGGGUACCGGGCAGGGCUGGGCAGCCAGGAGAAAGCUCUCCCGGCCAGCCCGCCGGCCGCACGCCGCUCUCUACUGCACCGCCUGCCCCCCACGGCCCCUGGGGUCGGGCCCCUCCUGCUGCAGCUGGGACCUGAGCCCCCGACCCCUCACCCUGGGGUCAGCAAGGCCUGGAGGUCCAGCGCCCCCGAGGAGCCCGAGCGGCUGCCCUUGCACGUACGGUUCCUUGAAAACUGCCAGCCGCGGGCCGGCGGGGUAGGCGGAAGGGGUCCCCCAGCGGAGGACGGGCCGGGGGUCCCGCCGCCCAGCCCGCGCCGCUCGGUGCCGCCCUCGCCCACCUCCCCGCGGGGCGGCGAAGAGAACGGGCUCCCCCUACUGGUCUUGCCGCCGCCCGCACCCUCAGUGGAUGUGGAGGACGGAGAGUUUCUCUUUGUGGAACCGCUCCCCCCGCCUCUGGAGUUCUCCAACAGCUUCGAAAAGCCCGAAUCUCCCCUCACCCCCGGGCCUCCCCACCCACUACCGGACCCGCCCACCCCCGCCACCCCCUUGCCAGCCGGGCCACCCCAGGCCGCCGCUGCUCCGCCCACUCUGGACUCCACCGCCUCCAGCUUGACUUCCUAUGACAGCGAGGUGGCUACGCUGACCCAGGGGGCCCCUACAACUCCUGGGGAGCCCCCUCCUCCAGGCCCGCCGGCCGCCGCUGCUCCGGCCCCCGUAGCUCCCCAGCCCGGCCCGGACCCCCCACCCGGCACUGAUUCUGGCAUUGAGGAGGUGGACAGUCGUAGCAGCAGUGACCACCCUCUGGAGACCAUUAGCAGCGCCUCCACGCUGAGCAGUCUUUCUGCCGAAGGGGGCGGCAGCGGAGGCGGUGGUGUGGGAGGUGGGGCCAGCGGGCCAGAGCUCCUGGACACUUAUGUGGCCUACCUGGACGGCCAAGCCUUCGGGGGCAGCGGACCUGUCGGCCCGCCGUACCCCCCGCAGCUCAUGACCCCCUCGAAGCUCCGCGGCCGGGCGCUGGGGGGCAGCGGAGGCCUACGUCCCGGGCCCGGUGGCGGACUCCGAGACCCUGUCACCCCCACGAGCCCCACCGUGUCCGUGACAGGGGCUGGAACCGAUGGACUGCUGGCCCUGAGCGGCUGCUCAGGACCCUCGACGGCGGGUGUGUCCGGGGGUCCUGUGUCUGUAGAACCCGAAGGCCCGCCCAUGGCCUUGUCCACAGCCUCCUCCCUGCCUCGGAAGCUGCUACCCUGGGAGGAGGGUCCCGGCCCGCCGCCACCACCGCUGCCUGGGCCCCUGGCCCCGCCCCAAGCCUCAGCUUUGGCCACCGUCAAGGCCAGCAUCAUCAAUGAGCUCAGCUCCAAGCUCCAGCAGUUUGGGGGCUCGGCGGCCGGCGGCGCCCUGCCCUGGGCCCGGGGAGGCAGCGGGGAUAGCCACCACGGGGGAGCCAGCUACGUCCCCGAGAGAACUUCCUCCUUGCAGCGGCAGAGACUCUCAGAUGACUCGCAGUCCUCGCUUCUCUCCAAACCAGUCAGCAGCCUGUUUCAGAACUGGCCCAAGCCACCUCUGCCACCGCUCCCUACAGGAACAGGGGUCCCCCCAUCGGCCGCUGUGGCCCCAGGGGCCACCUCGCCCUCAGCUUCCUCCUCCACGUCAACCCGCCACCUCCAGGGUGUGGAUUUUGAGAUGCGGCCCCCUCUGCUCCGCCGGGCCCCCAGCCCCUCGCUGCUGCCCGCAUCAGAUCACAAGGUCAGCCCUGCUCCAAGACCCUCAUCCCUGCCCAUCCUGCCCUCCGGACCUCUCUACCCAGGCCUCUUUGACAUCCGCGGCUCUCCCACUGGAGGAGCUGGAGGCUCUGCUGACCCUUUUGCCCCCGUCUUCGUGCCACCCCACCCGGGGAUGUCUGGGGGCCUUGGAGGGGCUUUGUCCAGCGCCUCCCGCUCCCUCUCACCAACCCGCUUGCUUUCGCUGCCCCCGGACAAGCCAUUUGGCGCUAAACCCCUGGGCUUCUGGACCAAGUUCGACGUGGCCGAUUGGCUGGAGUGGUUGGGCUUGGCUGAGCACCGUGCCCAGUUUCUGGACCAUGAGAUUGACGGUUCCCACCUGCCCGCCUUGACCAAGGAGGACUACGUUGAUCUGGGUGUAACCAGGGUGGGCCACCGAAUGAACAUUGACCGGGCGCUCAAGUUUUUCCUGGAGAGGUGAUGGCUGGACUGGGCGGACCAGCCCGUCCACAGAACCCUAGAGCCUGCUGGCCUCUUGACCUCUGACCACUGACCAUCAUCCUCCCCACCCCCACCCCAGCCUGGGCUGGGCACUCUGCUGAAACUGUGCCCUGUCCCAGUUCCCCAAGGCC
Messenger RNA from Chrysochloris asiatica (Cape golden mole), 6628 nucleotides. It is a transcript of the gene SHANK1, whose product is annotated as SH3 and multiple ankyrin repeat domains 1. The record is from RefSeq and is a predicted model, not a curated record. Bases 13 to 6477 code for a protein of 2154 amino acids. Gene Ontology annotation, molecular function: synaptic receptor adaptor activity; ionotropic glutamate receptor binding. Lineage: Eukaryota; Metazoa; Chordata; Mammalia; Afrosoricida; Chrysochloridae. The transcript has 23 exons. Gene Ontology annotation, cellular component: postsynaptic membrane; postsynaptic density; dendritic spine.